This is a messenger RNA of Brettanomyces bruxellensis, 1068 nucleotides long. RefSeq lists its product as uncharacterized. Bases 1 to 1068 code for a protein of 355 amino acids. Lineage: Eukaryota; Fungi; Ascomycota; Pichiomycetes; Pichiales; Pichiaceae. The transcript has a single exon. Gene Ontology annotation, cellular component: cytoplasm. The record is from RefSeq and is a predicted model, not a curated record. Gene Ontology annotation, molecular function: ubiquitin binding; ubiquitin conjugating enzyme binding. Gene Ontology annotation, biological process: ubiquitin-dependent protein catabolic process.
AUGAAUGCCUCACUUGAUCCAAAGUUGGAUUCUAAUGAAAAGAAGGGUGAAGAUAAGGAAGUUGAAAAUAAAAGCGUCCCAGAGAACGGAAAGGAAAGUGAAAGUAAGCAAAAUAAGUCGAAUGCAUCAGCUUAUAAUUCUCCAAACCCACCUCCAAUGCCAAAACGACCAAUGUCUUCAACAGAAAAAGCAAUUCAUGAACUCAAGGAAGCAUUUCCGAAUGUCGAAGAAAAGUUUGUGAAAAUGGCACUAAUUGCAUCAGAAGGACGAAUGGAUCCUGCUUUCAAUGCUCUGCUCUUCAUAUCUGAUCCUACCAGUGGUGUCCAGGUUCCAUCACCACGUUCCAAUUCUCGUGCCGGUAAUUCACAUGGUGCAGCUUUUGAUGAUUCUACCAGAAGACAACUGGAAUCAGAUGAAGCUCUUGCCAAGAGGUUGGCCAGGCAAUAUGAGCGGGGAAGCAGUAGAAGAGCAUCAGAAAAAAGUGGAAGACGUCAAUCUCAUGGUUAUGACAAGGAUGGCAGUACUCCUACCUGGGCUAAGGAUGGUGAUAGUGAUCGUGACGAGCUGGAUGACAUAUAUGAUUCUAUUAGCAAGAAUGUUGAGAAUGUUAGGACGAAGUUUGGCAGUUGGGUCGGCGGCUUGGCAAAGAAGAUAACUCCUGAUGAAGAACAGAAGCAGCAGUCAGAGACUUCGCACUUACCACGUAGAAGAAAGCAACAACUUUUUAGUGCCUUUGGCGCUGAUGAUACAAAAUCUGCCAAAGCAAAUGCACCUCCAGUUCCUCCUAAGGAUGACUUAGGGGACAGGUUGUCGGAAAAAUUGGCUCCAAUUCAGCUUUCAAACAAUACUGAAAGUAGUGUGAAGCAUGAAGAAUCUAUGCCAAAGGCUGAAGUUUCGUCGACGGAAAAGUUGAAUGCUCAGAGUACUGCAGACCAAACUGUAAAAGCAGCAAAGAAACCAGCAGCUGAAUGGAAGGAUCUUUCUGCUAUGGAUCCGGAGCCUGUGUCCGACGAUAAGUUUAUUGUCGAUGACAGUGAGGAGGAUGAGACACCAAUAAAGAAAAGCUAA